GGCAAGUUGAGUCCGCCUCUCAUUCAGAGUUCUAAAGGCUGAUUCUACUCCCCUUCCACCGGACCCUUAACCUCCUCACAUACACGAAUUGGCAUGGGCUUGCUCGAUGGUUUGCCUUCACAGAGAUGAAUGGGAAUGGUAUGCAAGAUACGUGCAAAAUUCAGAUCAGGCCAUGUGUACUUUCCAGAGCACCAUCAGCAUGUGUGGACACAACUGUGGUAAGACCUUUGUAAAGAGUCACAUUGACGGGCACUUGGCCGACUGGCCCUUUAGAUGCAGACUCUGUCAUUGGGGUUUCAAGACGCGGGAACUCCUAUUUGGUCACCUCAUGCAAGCGCACGCGAGUCGGCAAGGAGGUUGCAUACAUUGUGCACAACAGUUCUCAAACCGAAACGAUAUUCAUGCCCACCUGUGUGGUCUGCAUGCUGCUCCUAACGGCUGAACUUUACAUCCCAAGCUCUUUCGCAUUGCAAGCACACUUCUACCGAACUCUCAAGACCCUGUCUCACAUGCAUGGGAUCGCGACGAACGUACUAUACUAUCCGAACCUAAUAUCCCUGCUCACUCCACGACUUCAUGAUUACAUCGCCAUCUUACUAAUCCGUCUCACUGAUAAUGACCGUAGUGUACUCGUUUUCGUAUAACCCUACGGUAGCACCUUGUGAGUGGUAAUACGUCGUAGAGUAAUAGUAACACUUGUCUCGAUCUCAAGCCUUCAACCCCUCCUCUCUUUCUCAUUGAUCUACGUACUGUACUACAUCGCCUAGUUACACUGUUGUAUGUGACACAUCAAUCC
Messenger RNA from Rhodofomes roseus, 796 nucleotides. RefSeq lists its product as uncharacterized. NCBI's taxonomy places the organism in Eukaryota, Fungi, Basidiomycota, Agaricomycetes, Polyporales, Fomitopsidaceae. The record is from RefSeq and is a predicted model, not a curated record. The transcript is spliced from 3 exons. The coding region runs from base 107 to 442 and encodes 111 amino acids.